Messenger RNA from Ramularia collo-cygni, 2808 nucleotides. RefSeq lists its product as uncharacterized. The coding region runs from base 1 to 2808 and encodes 935 amino acids. Gene Ontology annotation, molecular function: protein binding. NCBI's taxonomy places the organism in Eukaryota, Fungi, Ascomycota, Dothideomycetes, Mycosphaerellales, Mycosphaerellaceae. The transcript has a single exon. The record is from RefSeq and is a predicted model, not a curated record.
AUGCCGCCGACGCGGCAUCCUACCAAACAGAUUCCAGCACCCAGCAUACCCUCAGCGAAACAGACUUUCAAUUUCCCGAGUAGCUGUCAUUUGAUCAUCACCACUCCCAGACACGUUUUCGCAUGGGACAAAUCCGGCGUCCACUCUCUGUUUCGCAGCCGGAGAAGUAGCAUUGUUGCCGCGCGAGAGGCAAAAGAUGGCUCCGGAGUCUUGGCAAUCGCGGGUCGAGAUGUUGUCGUGCUGCACGAUACGAAGCGAGGCAAAGAUGAAAGCUGGGGAUUGAACGCCGAUCAAGAAGAAGUUCGCCAUUUGGAGUAUGCUCCGGAUGCCAAGUCCUUGUUCCUGACGACGACCUCUGAUGGCACGAUCCAGCGAUAUGACACGGGAAGUGCGAGAUUGCUGGAUCCCGUGGAGACACUGAAGACCGCUCCCGUGGCUCUGGCCGUUUCUUCCACUGGCCACCUGCUUCUUUCAGCGUCCCACGAUCCUCCAGUGGUUCACAUCAGGAACCUUGCCCACAAUACUGUUUCUUUCACAUUGCAUCCCAAUGCGUCCACGGCACCGGUCUCUUGUGCUGUAUUCCACCCCGAGAGACCGAACGUCUUCCUCCUUGCCUUCCGAGAUGGGACAGUGGCGGCAUACGACGCCACUAAAAUGCCCAAGAGAGAUCCUGAUCAAUCGAGUGCAAAGGAUGGCGAGAUCUCACACAUCAAGGACUUGCAUCGAGUUGUGGUCACCGGAGAUGCAUCGCUCAACAAAUCAACGUUGGCAGCUCCAAUAGCAGGUGUGGCGUUCCUACCGGGUUACAAAACUCGAGCCGUCACCGCUGGUCGCGAUGGCAAGUGCAAAAUCAUCGACUUUGCAAGCAAAGGCGCCGUGUUAAGAAGUUGGCAUGUCAAAGCUCCCUUGACAUCCAUCUCUGUUAUUCCACUCAAACCUGAUAGUGGACGAUCUGCAGCUGGAAGUCGGCGUAGCCAAGCAUCUAGCACGCAUACCAUCGGAGGACCAACAACCACAGACAGCCUCAUUGCUCUAGGUCGCGUCGACGGAAAAGUUCACAUCUAUGAUACAGUCGGCUUACUCCUAGCUCAGAGAGCUGUCAGCGCACAGGAAGAGAAGAUCAUCUCUGUGGAAUGGGUCAAAGGACCUACUCCACGCGCCAUUGAUCUUGGAGGCGUCGAGAGGCACUUCAGCGACUCAGCCUCCAUGUCGCUGAGAUCUCCCGGAACCUCCAAAGUAAAGGCAUCUCCUAAAUCACGCGGGAUCCAGAAUGCCACACGACCGGUGCCUGUAUCCGUCAGCCCAAAAGGCACGWCUGUGCCGCCAGAAUUUCCCCAAGAAUCAGCCACCACUCCACUACCGAUGCGAAAGUUCACACUUCACCCAGACGAGAUGGACGAUGCAGAGGCUAGCACCGUCCGCUACACCCCAUCUCCAAAAAGAGCUGCACCAGUCAUCCCCGCAGUGGCUGUUUAUAGCGACCUGUUCUCUCCCGUCAAACCCCAUUCAAACGCGGCCAAAGCAUCGGCGAAGAAACGCGUCCUGAGCCCUGGAAGAAAUCGACCGCGCUUGUCGAGUCAGACCUUCAUCAGAGAACCAGAAUCGCAGGCAGGAACGUUUGUUGCAACAGAUGAGGGAGAGACGCAUUGUCACGUUCAUCAGACUAUCGAUAGCCAUGCUACAAGCUCCGACUCAACUGCAAAGCGUAAGCAGAGGAGGCCGCCAAAUCAUGCAAUAUCUUCGCAGCAUACAAGUCUGGCAGUAUCACCUGGGUCCAUAAGACGCAAUUCAUUCGCACCGCCCGCUCUACGAAUUGGAGACGGAACAGCAAGUCGAACUAGCACCAUCGUGCAGCCUGCGAACUUCAAUGCGAAGCUACUUUCGGACCUUCGGAAGCUGAAUGGGAGCAAUGUCACGUCUCAGCACGGCCAUGGAACCCUUUCCGCUUACACUGGUCCGCAACAUACCCGGCCGUUUGUCGAUCGUUCACUCCCGGUGUCGAAACCAAGCUGUUCUCAAAAGGAGAAUGUGCAUGCGAAAAAUCGUUCGGUUCAUUUGAGCAACUCCGAGACGUGGCCGAUUGAUUCUGCUGCAUCCUCGGUCAUCGGCGCAGCAGACGACAUAUGGCUGACAUCCGAUGCUGAGGACGAUGCACAUCAUCGGCCAAAGCGUGGGAGAGAGCGGCAGCCAAGACCAUCAGCAAGGCAGUCAACCAAAGCGAACGGUGGUCAUCUUGAGACUGUCCGCACCAGCAAAAUCGUGCAUGCUCUGCUACAGGAUCCGGACCAUGCACGGCAAACAGAUGGUACGACUGAAGAAGAGAUGUUCUCGGCAGAGACACACAUAUCGCCAGUAGCCGUGUUCUCGCCCGCUUCCGAUGAUCUGCGCGAGCUUUUUCCUAGAACUUCCUCCCUCYCACCCCAUAGACAUCCAGAUUCGAGGAUCAGAAACAUCGAACCUCCUGAUCGCAAAGGCCUUGGUCUGACCGCAAUUGCACUAAACGAGGCUCUAGGCCGACCUCCAAAAAGUCCAUGGGCACGCGCCAAAGCUGGCAGGCGUGUACCGAGUCCGCGUAAGGUGCUGCAGGUAGCUCGCCAACAUCCAUCAGGAACCGACUUGAAACCCCGACGAGUUGUAGCAUUCGACGGGCUGGCUCAAAGUCCCUCAUAUCGAUGUCUGAUCUGUCCACAAACUACUGCGAGAGUCCAGGCUCUGGAAGGCGAGGUAGCGAUGAUGAAAGGAGAGAUAUUGGCAAUGAAGGCGUUGCUGAGGAAGAAUGGGCUUCCGUUCCCUACUUGCUUGCGUUAG